AUGGAACUCCCGCACGAACUCUGGUACGAGAUACUGCAGCGUGUACUAGCCGACAGCAUCCACUCUGUCAGUACACUGGCGGAGGAAGCGACGCCACAAUGGGAUAUGGACGUCGUUGGGAUCCUGUCCUCGGUGUCGGGGAUGUUCAGGGCAAUUGCGAUCGAUCUUUCCGUGAAGGUACUGGCGGUCUCCCCCUAUUCGGAUCCGGACCUCAAUCCCGCGGAAGCGGCUAGACACGCAAUGCAGUACCUUCGCUGCCUUGCGAAGCAGACCUCGGAUGUCGGGGAGGAGGAAACGCGCGUUUGGUCUAGAAUGCCCGCGAUGACCACGUCGCCACUCCUUCAAGGGUACACACUAUAUCUGAACGCUGUGGCGCUGCGGCGGAAGUACCGCUAUUCUCAACGGAAACAGCCAAGAGAGGGUGGGCCUUCUGCGUACUGCAAUUCGUCGCCGUCACAACGCGCAGACGUUGACGACUUGGUGAUCGCAUUGGAGAAAAGCAGGCUCGUAGCCCCGAACGCUAUGGCGGGUCUCCUUGAUGAGGUGGUGCGGGAGGAGAUCAAGCGGAUCAAUAUGGAAGUGGACUGA
Messenger RNA from Gloeophyllum trabeum ATCC 11539, 588 nucleotides. RefSeq lists its product as uncharacterized. The coding region runs from base 1 to 588 and encodes 195 amino acids. The record is from RefSeq and is a predicted model, not a curated record. NCBI's taxonomy places the organism in Eukaryota, Fungi, Basidiomycota, Agaricomycetes, Gloeophyllales, Gloeophyllaceae. The transcript is spliced from 3 exons.